AUGCCGGAAGCUUCUCUUACCUUCCCAAUAAUUUGCCUGACCCUCUCAUCCCUCUUUGUUGUUGCCGUGUACAAUGCUUCGAUUAUGCAGCACCUCGGCACCUUCCACCGUCGCAGCAUCCUCCCCGUGUACCAACAUAUUGCGCGAAAGCUCAUCAACCGUCAUCCCACCAACCAAAACCCGCAAACCCACAUGCCCGAAGCAGAGUACGAGCCAAUAAACCUCGAUACUAAAGAUGAAGAAGAACAACAUCCUUCAUCCCUCGCAAAUUCAUCCAUGCCAACAUCUGGCUACCAUCGGCACGGUCAAGACAUUGCUCUGGACACAGUCAAUACCUUCAUAGAAAUGGAUAGCAAAACAGAAAUUGACGGUCUCAGCAUGACCACCAGCUAUGCUGGAGGCCCAUACCGUCCGCAACGCCGGUCCAUCUUUGCGGAUAUGGCCGAUUUCCCCACUCGCAGUCAAUCUCCAAGCCCUUCUGGAUCCAUGGCGUCCUCUGACGACUAUGACUCUGACUGGUCCAACUCCGCUGUCGACGAGGCGGUCUUCGAGCCACACAACCCAGUCGAUGAUAUCCCCAUCUGGGAAUUCGACCUCGAGCGUCCUAUUUAUACCGUUGGCCAGGCGCAGGGGGGACCGGUGGCUUGGUUGGAUGAGGUUGUUGAGUGGACAUCCCAGGGCGUUUUUGCUUUUGUUUCUCCCGACAUCAUUGAACAACGGGGGUGA
Molecule: messenger RNA, 726 nt
Organism: Penicillium expansum
Lineage: Eukaryota; Fungi; Ascomycota; Eurotiomycetes; Eurotiales; Aspergillaceae
Exons: 1
Coding region: 1-726 (241 amino acids)
Source: RefSeq, a predicted model, not a curated record